Messenger RNA from Conger conger (European conger), 1330 nucleotides. It is a transcript of the gene tma16, whose product is annotated as translation machinery associated 16 homolog. The transcript has 7 exons. The record is from RefSeq and is a predicted model, not a curated record. Gene Ontology annotation, cellular component: nucleus. Lineage: Eukaryota; Metazoa; Chordata; Actinopteri; Anguilliformes; Congridae. Bases 130 to 735 code for a protein of 201 amino acids.
GGUCUUCCGGAACUAAUUAAAAUAUUUGUCCGCGAUCGGGGAAUCUAAACAGCGUGGGACCACAUUCCGUCACGAGAAAUUGCACGUGUUUUUGUCAAACUCACUGCUGCAAGAAGUGCUGUGGGGAAAAUGCCGAAGGCCCUGAAAGGUGGUAAGGGAGCGGCGGAGAAGAAGGUGAUUCAUCCAUACAGUAGGAAAGCAGCUUAUAUUGCAAGAGAAGUAAUCAAACAAGAGAAAAAAGUCAAACUAAAGCAUGACAAAUCCUUACGACUGAAUGCAGUUGGUGAAAAACUGCUUUGGUUCCAGAGCCAACUUGAUCCUGCAAAAGAAGAAUACACAAAACAAGAUGCGUGUGAAAUUAUUGAACGAUAUCUGCAUCGUUUUGACACGGAGCUGGACCAGAUAGAGCUGGCCAAUGGAAUUAAAGGAAGGCAAGGCCGUCUACACGGCUCCAGGGAGAACGUCAUCAAACAGACGGUAGAGCGAGAACGGGCUCUCUACGAGGGAAAUGGAUUUGAAAUUCCUGACAUUAUCAAUUGUAAACAUCUGAAAACGUUCAGAGAUUGGAACGGCAACCUGAAAAAACUGCCCAAUAUAAAAAUGCGCAAGGUGUCCCCCAAAGAGGCGGGGAGCGCACAGAAGGAGGCGCAGCCGGAGGGUCUUUCAGAGGAGCUGGGAGAGGACGCGUUGCUGGGAGACUCUGAGGAGGAGUCGCUAGAUGAUGAAGAUUUAUAACCCAAUGCCCACCUUCCUGCACAUCGCCCCGUCACACCAGUGUCCCACAUGCAGUGAACCUCGGACUCGGCUGUCUAAGUGUGGCCCUGGGGACCGCAGAGUUUGUACUGGCCUAGCCCGGGUAUCUGCGUCUUUAAUCGGUCAGUUAACCCUUUUAGAAGAGUAUUUCUAUGGGACUGUGUUUUCAGAACAGAAGUCCAUGUUCUAGAACUGUGUGAUUGUUACAUCAGCAGUAGAAUGUUCAGUUAGGAUUCUAAUGAUGUAUUUGCAAUCUUACUUCUGAAAGGGUUAAGGGCUAACUAAUGGAGUUAAGAGCUAACUAGCAGUGAAAUGCUUCAUACCCUGUGGCUGACCAGGAUCAGGGUUGGGUUGGGCUGCUUGGAUUACUUCAGCUACACUGUGCGGCACCUAUGAAAAGUCCGACUGAUAAUGAUCUCAUUUUGUGGACAAUUAUUUUUCCAUCCAUACCUGUGGAAUAAUGGUCACCCUCAGGCUCAAAGAUUUAUGGCUGCAAUACAACAUGUUGUAUGUGUGCGUGUAUUUAACAGGAACACCAGUGCUUCUCAGAAAAUAAAUGCCCAGGGUCUCUUCUAAA